Prorocentrum cordatum is the source of this 1341-nucleotide messenger RNA. The record is from the annotation of a GenBank genome assembly. Lineage: Eukaryota; Dinophyceae; Prorocentrales; Prorocentraceae.
UGCGGAUCUCCAGCUACGGCUCGAAUCGAAGCCCUCGCCAGAACAAAGAAUUCGGAUGGGAGGAAGAGGUGGGCCCCUGAGCAGAAGGCCAGACUUGCAGAAAGCGGCUUUUCACUUGGAGGAGGCUGUAGCAAAACCGAGCUGGUUGUCAUCACAUCACGUACUGUCUUCUGCUCCGCUGAUAAUGUAUCUGCGGCGUGUUCAAUCACCUGGCACCUUGAUUCGCCCAACCGACGCGCUCAUAUCGAUCCGUUUCGGCUGUAGGCUCAAGGCUCCAGGUUACAGUUCUCUACUCGCGCCCCGUUUGUGCUCAGCUUGCCAGAGACCCGCUGUGACAGCAUGGCGCGUGCGAUGCAGGUGAUCGGCUUCGCUGCAGUGGCGUCGGCGGACAUGGGGCCGUCCGCUCGGCAGCUCCGCGGCUACGCAGCAAACAGCACCUCGCUCGCGUCUGCGUCAGACUGCAGCAGUUUCUGCUGCUGGAGGCCGGCUGGGGAGUGCAGCGACUGCGGCACGGACUGGAACAACCGCAUGUAUGCCCCCGGUUGCCACGUGGAGUGCUCAGGCCCGAACUGCGGCCCUGGAAAGGCCCACCAGUACUACAACACGCAAUCUGAUUGGGACAGCAGUUGCUCCACUCGGGUGUGCGGCAGUGAGCAGGGAGGCCUCAGCUCUGGACCUUCGUACUAUUGCGGGGGCACCUGGAAUGGGAACAACAACUGGGGCAGCAACUACGAGGGCCCGAUCGUCAACACCGACACUGAGACUUGCAAGCGAUUGUGCGGUAUGAGCGGGAGCAACAAGUGCACGGGUUGGACCGUGACCAACAACAACGAGUGCUACCUGAAGACAAGCGUCGGGGACAUGCAGAGCGAUGCGGGCGUUCAGGGCAGCGGCUACUGCUACCCCAGCUGCGGGGACCAGCAGAACCAGCAGAACAACGAUGGGCACAAUUACGAGGGCCCGAUCCAAGUGCAGAACGCAGAGUUCUGCAAGGUGAGGUGCCAGGCUUCCGGGGGCCAAUGCAAGGGCUGGACUGUGACCAACAACGGUGAAUGCUACCUGAAGGAUAGCGUUGGGCCCAUGAGGCCUGAUGGGGGGGGGAGUGCAGGCCAGCGGCAGUUGCUAGCCCUGCGCAGCGAAUGCUUUUGCCCCACGCUCCUCUCGCGAGGUCUCGUGUCAGGGCCAACAGCGGUGGCCAACAGCGCCCAGCCGCGUACAGACUGCAUGACGGGUAGAUUUUGCACGGGCCCCCCACAGCUCGGUGUUCAGACAUCCACAGGAAACAUCGGCAGGAUCAUGCGAAAUCGCAAUCGCACUAACACUCUGAUACCGUACCGCUAG